CUCCUAAGAGUUGCGGUAUUCGGUUCGUAUCGAAUAUCACCCCAAACGUACCUGCGCCAGUCUCUUGUGCAGAUGGUGUUUCGUUGCAAAAUGAGUACGUUAAUAACGAACAUCCGCACACUGUUCCUGCACCCUAUGAGUUGACAAUAAAUGUCGACGAAUUAAUUUACCCUUCAACAAAUAACCACCGCUCCAAAAAAACCGACUUACAAGAAGACCCACGAGAAGAAGACCCACAAGAAGACUCACGAGAAGACUCACAAGAUGACCCACGAGAAGACUCACAAGAUGACCCACGAGAAGACUCACAAGAUGACCCACAAGAUGACCCACGAGAAGACCCACGAGAAGACCCACAAGAUGACCCACAAGAUGACCCACAAGAUGACCCACAAGAUGACUCACAAUUUGACCCACAAGAUGUAGUGCACG
This is a messenger RNA of Racocetra fulgida, 432 nucleotides long. Lineage: Eukaryota; Fungi; Glomeromycota; Glomeromycetes; Diversisporales; Gigasporaceae. The record is from the annotation of a GenBank genome assembly.